Molecule: messenger RNA, 1581 nt
Organism: Salvelinus namaycush (lake trout)
Lineage: Eukaryota; Metazoa; Chordata; Actinopteri; Salmoniformes; Salmonidae
Product: neuronal acetylcholine receptor subunit alpha-7-like
Exons: 9
Coding region: 1-1581 (526 amino acids)
Biological process (GO): signal transduction; chemical synaptic transmission; nervous system process
Cellular component (GO): postsynaptic membrane; synapse; neuron projection
Molecular function (GO): acetylcholine-gated monoatomic cation-selective channel activity; transmembrane signaling receptor activity
Source: RefSeq, a predicted model, not a curated record
AUGGGAUCAGUGGGACAGAGGGAGGAGAAGAGGCAAGGGUCCCUACAGGGGGAGCACCAGCGCAGACUGUACAAGGAGCUGAUGGCCAACUACAACCGUCUGGAGAGACCAGUGAUCAACGACUCCUCUCCUCUUCUGGUGGAGCUGGGAAUGACUCUGCUGCAGAUCAUAGACGUGGAUGAGAAGAACCAGGUCCUGAUGACCAACGCAUGGUUACAGCUGUACUGGACUGAUGUGUACCUGAGCUGGAAUCCAGAGAACUACCCCGGGGUUCAGAACCUACGUUUCCCCUCCAGCCAGAUCUGGACCCCUGACAUCCUCCUCUACAACAGUGCUGAUGAGAGAUUUGAUGCCACCUUCCACACCAACGUGCUGGUGAAUGCGUCGGGUUACUGCCAGUACAUCCCCCCGGGCAUCCUGAAGAGUACCUGCUAUAUUGACGUACGCUGGUUCCCCUUCGACGUCCAGAAGUGUGACCUGAAGUUUGGCUCGUGGACCCACAACGGCUGGCUGCUGGACCUGCAGAUGCUGGACGUGGACACGUCUACCUACAUACCCAAUGGAGAGUGGGACCUCGUGGGAGUCCCUGCCAAGCGUAAUGAGCUGUACUAUGACUGCUGUAAGGAGCCCUACCCUGACGUCACCUUCACCGUCACCAUGCGAAGACGAACCCUCUACUACGGUCUCAACCUGCUCAUCCCCUGUGUCCUCAUCUCUGGCCUGGCCCUGCUGGUCUUUCUGCUGCCCGCCGACUCCGGAGAGAAGAUCUCCCUGGGUAUCACGGUCUUGCUCUCUCUAACAGUCUUCAUGCUACUGGUUGCUGAGAUCAUGCCCGCCACCUCAGACUCUGUGCCUCUCAUCGCUCAGUACUUUGCCAGUACAAUGAUGAUAGUGGGUCUGUCUGUGGUGGUGACUGUUCUGGUCCUGCAGUUCCAUCACCACGACCCACAGGGCGGCAAGAUGCCCAGAUGGGUCAGGGUGGUGCUGUUGAACUGGUGUGCAUGGUUUCUGCGAAUGAAACAGCCAGGUGAGGAGCGCAAACCCGCUGGCUACCAGUACCGCCACCCUCCCCAGCAACAUUCCAGCGCCAGCUCCAUCGAGAUGGGACCUAUGGGCACCGUGAUGGGCCUCACCCCGCCCCUCUCCCAGGCCCCCUGCUCCACUGGCACUUCCAACGGCAGCAUGGGCCUCUACUUCAGCUACAACGCUGUGGAGAGCCCCCACUGUCCCAGCGACUCAGGCGUGGCGUCGGGGGGACUGGCCCAAGGGACCCCCUGCGAGGAGGCUGAGCCCCCAGGGGGAGGUGCUGGAAGAGGGAGAGGAGGUGGUGGAGGAGGAGGGUUGAUCUUUACUCCUCCAGAAGUCUUUCAGAUCCUGGAGGAGGUGUCGUAUAUCGCCCAGCGCUUCAGGGACCAGGAUGAGGAAGUGGCGAUCUGCAGCCAGUGGAAGUUUGCUGCUGCCGUGGUGGACAGGCUGUGUCUGGUGGCCUUCACUCUCUUCUCCAUCAUCGGCACCUUCACCAUCCUCAUGUCUGCUCCCAACUUCUUGGAGGCCGUGACCAAGGACUAUCUAAAGAAAUAG